This is a messenger RNA of Orbicella faveolata, 3213 nucleotides long. RefSeq lists its product as uncharacterized. The record is from RefSeq and is a predicted model, not a curated record. Gene Ontology annotation, biological process: extracellular matrix organization. Lineage: Eukaryota; Metazoa; Cnidaria; Anthozoa; Scleractinia; Merulinidae. Gene Ontology annotation, molecular function: extracellular matrix structural constituent conferring tensile strength.
AACAACAAAAAAAUCAAAAAAUCAUAUUUAAAUCAGUAGACGUGAAAUGAAACGGUUAACGCUUUACUGGUGUUGACACAAUGGUCGCCUGUCUGUUGUCUCGCUUACUGGAAUACAGUUAAGUUACUCAAUUUAAUUUAAUAAACAUUUUGAGCUUAUGAUCCCGCCAUCAUUUAAAUGGUCGAUGCCACAAAACCUCCUUAAGAAAAACUAAGUCUUAAGCAGGAAACGCGAGUGUUCAAUAGGAAGGGUGUUUUUUUUACCUGUUCUCGUCUUUUUCACUCAAAAGACGUGUUAUCCAAUCAGCGCAAUAUCAGUCCAGAUUUUAGACGUUGGACACCUCCCAGCCAAUGUACUCUUUCCCCCCGUCGUUCCUCCAGCCUCCCCUUAAGAAAGUCUCGCGUUCAAGCAGCCUUCAGAAGAUAAACGUUUAAAGUGCAUUUCACUGUAGCACAACUCGGAGUUCAUUGGAGCUCACUUGAUUUGCACCCGCACAUUCUAUUUUUUUUAGGGACCCCCCGGGCCGCGCGGGGAACAAGGGGAGAAAGGAGCUCAAGGAGUAAAGGGUACUAAAGGGCGACCGGGUGACUUAGGUACUAAAGGAGAACUUGGCGGUCUGGGAUCGCGAGGACCAGCGGGAGAAGAUGGCGAAAUAGGAAAGCCCGGUGCCACGGGAAUGAGAGGACCAGCUGGCUUACCUGGUAGACCAGGAGCACAAGGACCCGUCGGUCCAGAGGGUGAAAGAGGAGUAGAUGGUAAUCCCGGAAUUCCCGGCACAAAGGGAGCCAGAGGACUAUACGGGAAGCCAGGAAAGCCCGGAGACCCUGGCGUGCCGGGAAGAGAUGGUCAAAAUGGCCUACGUGGCCUCGAUGGCGAACCUGGUGAAGUUGGCUUUCCUGGACCUUCCGGACCGCCUGGCCGACAGGGACAUCAAGGAUUAAACGGAUGGAAUGGUCUAAUUGGAGCCGUUGGAUCUCGUGGAGAAGACGGUGAAUUGGGUGACCGCGGCCCGGAUGGAGCAGAUGGUGCGGAAGGAGAACCUGGUCUAAGGGGCUUCCCGGGUGAAAGAGGGAAACCGGGGCUGGACGGUCGUUCAGGAGUAUUAGGUAGACCUGGAAUGGACGGAAUCCCUGGGGAAACUGGACUCCUUGGGGAACCGGGCGAUCGAGGUAAUAAUGGCUCUACGGGUGCUACGGGAAGAAUAGGAGAAUUUGGAAUGUUAGGGGAUGCCGGAGAAAGGGGUGAACGCGGGCUCCCUGGAGAAUCGGGGGACAUGGGUUCUGAUGGCGAUCCAGGAGGUUAUGGUUUUCAAGGACCAGAUGGCUCCAAGGGAGCACGAGGAGACGAUGGAGAAAUCGGACCAACUGGAAUUCAGGGUGAUCCUGGAUUUACGGGAACACCGGGAAUGCCUGGACUGCCCGGAGAACUGGGAAUGCAAGGGGAACCUGGUCGUACUGGAUUGGAAGGUCCCUUUGGGCCUAAGGGUGUAAUGGGAUCUCAAGGACCACCCGGCCCAUCUGGAUUUGUUGGAGAUGAGGGAUUCAUUGGUCCUCCUGGAGAAUUUGGUAAACCGGGCGCAAGAGGACCUCCAGGAAAUGACGGGUUUCCGGGUCCUCCUGGCCCUCCUGGCCCACCUGGAGAAAAGGGUCCCCCAGGAACCCAUAUCUAUCGACCGCCUGCGACCCUCGGAAGUGCUGACAAAGGCCCAUCCAGACGCCUUUACUCCAGUAAUGAGGGAAAUAACAAAGAUAUGAACACUGCCGAACACCAGUUGCAGUUUGAGCCUUCAGAGGCCAUUGACUACUGCCUGACAGGUUUCAACUACGUCUUCAAUAACUACAAAAUGCAAAACGGCACCAGACGAUAUCCUGCACGGUCUUGUCGAGACCUUUACCUCGAACAUCCUGAAUAUCCUAGUGGCAGAUACUGGAUUGAUCCAAACGAAGGAUGUGUCCAUGAUGCAGUUCGCGUGUAUUGCGACUUCAAAGAGCAAGUCACCUGUAUAGACCCCAAAGCCAGUAAGAUCACCAUUCCACGCCUUUCCGCUCAUCAGUGGAUUAGCGAAGCUAAUCCACCUAUGGAAACGUUUGAAUACAGGGCGACAGUUGCACAAAUGCAAUUCCUGAGACUCUUGAGUAAACGGGUUUACCAGAACAUAACCUACUCGUGCUACAAAGAAGAGGAAGGCGAUUGUACCAUUCAACUUCAAGGAGAAAAUGAAAUGGAAUUUAGAUCUUCCGAACAAACCAAGCCCAGCUUCAUUCACACGGAUCCUAAGGAGAAAGAUCAAGGCAGUCGCCUGGCAGUAAUGAAAAUAAACACCAAACGCAAGGACGCUCUACCGAUAAUAGACAUUGCUCCAACGCACAUUGGAAAAACCGGAGAACCAUUUCGCCUCGAAAUCGGACCUGUCUGCUUCAUGUUCUAAAGUUACAUUUCUAUAACGUAGCUUCUUUCACUUUUCAUUCAGUGAAAUAAAUUCCUGUAAGUCAAAGGCUUAACACGUACUAAAUUUCUCGAACUCUUUGUAAAAUCAUGUUAUAAUAUUUUGUAGUAUAGAUAGCCUUUCUUCAACGUCUAAGAAUGAAACUUGUCAACAAAUUAUUUGUGUCGAAUGAACUUUCUACAGCGUUAUUUAUAUUAUAAAGGAAGUUCAAUAUCCGUUAAUGAGAGCUUUCGUUUAAUUUCACGACAGCAGCUGUCUACAGAUCGUUUGCUGUAACGUCUUGAGACCUCAAUCAGCUUCCAUCAGUUGUAUUUGCCAACACGGUAUCUUUGUACUGUAUGUGUGGUGCAAACGUACAUCUCAUUUUGAAGGAAGCCUUCAAAUAUUACGGUAAAGAUUAAAAAAAACAAAAACAAAACAAAACAAAACAAAACAAAAAAAACAUUUGGGGUGAAUUGAGGGGGAUUGCAGAAAGGAUAACAUCUUUCUGAAAAGUGUAUCAUCUAUGACGUAAAGCAGUUGUUUUGGUAAUUUCUCUUCAUAACCGGACCAGAAAAGAAAGGAAAUCAUCCCAAAGUUUUCUUUCAAAACUUGAAACUCCAAACAAAACACAAGAAGACAAGCAGACAUGCCAGGUUAACGCAGACUAUUGACCGAAGAUCGAUCGAUGAACAAAGUGUAAGCGUGCUGAAAUCGACAUGGAAUUGCCGAUAGGUACUGAGUUUUGUAAUGAAGUUCCGGUGGUUUAUCUUAAAAGUGAAAACCUG